AUGGGGAAAGAAUACGAAGCUAAAAUUUCUGAACUGAAGAGACCAAAUAUAAGAAUAUACGAUGUUGAAGAUGAAAUGGAAGGUUGUGAAUUGUUAAAUGCAUUAAAAAAUCAGAACCCAGAAAUAGUCAAGGCGGAUUCUAAAAUUGAGAGGUGUAGAGUACAUGAGUAUUUGGCAUUAUCGCGAUGCAUGAAAUGUUAUUCGUAUGACCAUUGGAGUGAAGCGUGUAAAGGUGGAAAAAUAUGUGUAAAAUGUGGAGGGAAUCAUCUGGCAAAGGACUGUAAAGCGGCAGCAAUACAAUGCAUGAAUUGUGUGAAGGCAAACGGUAAGCUACAAUUAAAUUUAGAUUGUAGCCACAGUGUACUCAGUAGCGAGUGUCCUGGUUAUCAAAGAAGAAUGAGCAUGAAAAGAAGAACAAUUAUGUAUGAAAGCAUAUAGCAAUCCAAAACAAAGGUAAAUGAAUCUAA
Molecule: messenger RNA, 467 nt
Organism: Rhagoletis pomonella (apple maggot)
Lineage: Eukaryota; Metazoa; Arthropoda; Insecta; Diptera; Tephritidae
Exons: 2
Coding region: 1-438 (145 amino acids)
Source: RefSeq, a predicted model, not a curated record